AUGGCGCCUCACGCCGAGGUGGACUCGGCCUCCGCGUACGGGAAUGGACACCCCAACAACGGCCACCAGCCAACCUCGACCACUAACAAGGACGACCUCUUCACCGUUAGCUCUCCCAAUGUAGUCUAUACUGAUGCAGAGAUCCUGUCAAAGUACACGUACCGCACCACCAGCGUGUCCAAGAAUGCCGAUCGUAAGUAUGUCGCCACGCCUCGCGAGACCAUGUACGACUUCAAGGUGGACCGCAAGGUGCCCAAGGUCGGGAUGAUGCUUGUGGGCUGGGGAGGCAACAACGGCACAACGGUGACGGCCGGUAUCAUUGCUAACCGUCGCGGGCUGGUGUGGGAGACGCGCGAGGGGCCUCGCGGUGCCAACUACUACGGCUCGGUUAUCAUGGGAUCGACCAUGAAGCUGGGCACCGACCCCGAGACCAUGAAGGAGGUCAGCAUCCCCUUUCAUGGAGUGCUUCCCAUGGUUCACCCCAAUGAUCUCGUCAUUGGGGGCUGGGAUAUCAGCCGCAUGAACCUCGCUGAUGCCAUGGACCGGGCCGCCGUUCUGGAGCCCACGCUCAAGGCGCAGGUCAAGAAGGAGAUGGCUGGCAUGGUUCCCCUGCCUAGUAUCUACUAUCCCGAUUUCAUCGCGGCCAACCAGGAGGACCGUGCAGACAAUGUAGUCGAGGGCAAUAAGGCUUGCGUGGCUCACGUGGAGCAAAUCCGGAAGGACAUCAGUGACUUCAAGUCCAAGAAUAAUCUCGACAAGAUUAUCGUUCAGUGGACCGCCAAUACGGAGCGGUAUGCCGACAUCAUCCCCGGCGUCAACGACACGGCCGACGGCUUGCUUAAGGCCAUCGAGGAGGGCCACGAGGAAGUCUCCCCCUCCACCAUAUUCGCUGUUGCCUGCAUCCUGGACAAAGUGCCCUUCAUCAAUGGCUCGCCUCAGAACACCUUCGUUCCGGGUGCGAUCGAGCUCGCCGAGCGCCACGGUUCCUUCAUCGGCGGCGACGACUUCAAGUCAGGCCAGACCAAGAUGAAGUCGGCGCUGGUGGACUUCCUCAUCAGCGCGGGCAUCAAGCUUACGUCCAUCGCGAGUUACAACCACCUCGGCAACAACGACGGCAAGAACCUUAGUUCCCAAAAGCAGUUCCGGUCCAAAGAGAUUUCAAAAUCCAACGUGGUUGACGACAUGGUCGAGGCCAACUCGGUCCUAUAUAAGCCAGGCGAGCACCCGGAUCAUACGGUCGUCAUCAAGUACAUGCCCGCUGUUGGGGACAACAAGCGUGCGCUGGAUGAGUAUUAUGCGGAGAUUUUCUUGGGAGGGCAUCAGACAAUUUCCAUCUUCAAUGUCUGUGAGGACUCCCUGCUCGCCUCGCCGCUCAUCAUCGACCUCGUCCUCGUGGCCGAGAUGAUGACACGCAUCCAGUGGCGCGUCAGCUCCGAAGAAGACAAAGACUACAAGGGCUUCCACAGCGUGCUUAGUAUCUUGUCGUACAUGCUCAAGGCCCCCUUGACACCGCCCGGUACACCUGUUGUCAACGCGCUGGCCAAGCAGAGGGGUGCGUUGACGAAUAUCUUCCGGGCUUGUGUGGGGUUGGAGCCGGAGAGUGAUAUGACGCUGGAGCACAAGCUGUUUUAA
Molecule: messenger RNA, 1632 nt
Organism: Pseudomassariella vexata
Lineage: Eukaryota; Fungi; Ascomycota; Sordariomycetes; Amphisphaeriales; Pseudomassariaceae
Product: myo-inositol-1-phosphate synthase
Exons: 3
Coding region: 1-1632 (543 amino acids)
Biological process (GO): inositol biosynthetic process; phospholipid biosynthetic process
Cellular component (GO): cytoplasm
Molecular function (GO): inositol-3-phosphate synthase activity
Source: RefSeq, a predicted model, not a curated record